Messenger RNA from Caenorhabditis elegans, 339 nucleotides. It is a transcript of the gene K01A6.8, whose product is annotated as Glycine Rich Secreted Protein. Bases 1 to 339 code for a protein of 112 amino acids. Lineage: Eukaryota; Metazoa; Nematoda; Chromadorea; Rhabditida; Rhabditidae. The record is from RefSeq and is marked reviewed. The transcript has a single exon.
AUGUUCUCUACUAAACUCGCAGUUCUUCUCUUAGUUGUCGGUAUCGUCAUGGCUGCACCACAAGGUGAACAGGGAGGUCAACAAGGAGGUCAGCAAAGUGGUCAACAGAGCGGACAACAGGGAGGACAAAUGGGGGGACAGCAAGGAGGACAAGGUGGAUUCGGAGGAUCUACGGGAACCAGUGGAAUGCAAGGAGGACGGGGAGGACAGAGCGGAUCAGGAGGAUUCGAAGGAAACGGAGGAUCAGGCUCUGAAGGACAACAAGGUGGACAGAUGCGAGGUCAACAAGGACAGCAAGGAGGACAAGGAGGAUUCGGUGGACAACAACAGAGCAACUAA